AUGAGUCGCAUUUGGUGGGUGGUGGUAGCAGCAGCGCUGGCUAUCGCUGCUGCUGACGAGGCUUCCGAUCCUGAAGGUCUCUUGGAACCUGUAAUUGGUCUUAUUACCUUUCCCUAUUUUAGUAAUUUCUCUAAUCACAGGAUGAACCUGUACAGGAAUCUGACCUCUUCAAAGAUAAGAGAUAAGAGCGGGAUUAUGGCAGCAGUAGUGCCAUAA
Arctia plantaginis is the source of this 216-nucleotide messenger RNA. NCBI's taxonomy places the organism in Eukaryota, Metazoa, Arthropoda, Insecta, Lepidoptera, Erebidae. The record is from the annotation of a GenBank genome assembly.